This is a messenger RNA of Onthophagus taurus, 1179 nucleotides long. NCBI's taxonomy places the organism in Eukaryota, Metazoa, Arthropoda, Insecta, Coleoptera, Scarabaeidae. The record is from RefSeq and is a predicted model, not a curated record.
UAUGAAUGUAUAACAUACAUUCAAGUGUUUAUAAAUUUCAUAUUUUUUUUACUACUAGCUGAUUACAUUGACGUGUGUAAACGUUACGAUCCAAAUAUAUCAAAAUGUUGGGGAGAUGCAAUCGAAAAACUACGUCCAUACUUAAUAAAAGGAAUACCCGAGUUCAAAAUACCACCAAUCGAACCAUUUUUCAUCGAUUCAUUACAUUUAAAACAAGGAAACUCAGAUACCAUACAAUUUAGCGCCGAUUUAUUCAACUUAACGUUUGAAGGUGGAAAAGAUUUCGAAUUACUCGGAGUUCAGCCGGAUUAUAAACGAAGAACGGGCGCUAUACAAAUUAAUUUUCCCCGUCUUAUAAUGAAAGCAACUUACAAAGCACGGGGAAGAGUGCUUUUAUUUCAAUUCGAUAGUGCUGGUGACGUUGACGGCGAUUUUAAAAAAGUAAGUGUAAAUGGGACGUAUAAAUUGGACUCUUACAUGAAGAAAGGACAACGUUACAUAAGGAUAAUCGAAUCAAAUCAUGAAAUUCGUGCGGAAAACAUGUAUUUGUAUCUGCAUGAUUUGUUUAUAAAUAAUCCGGAAAUAACGAAAAACGUAAACAAAGCAAUUAAUGAUAAUAUAGAUGUUUUAUACAACGACUUUAAACCGUUGUUAUCGGAAACUUUGGGAACUGUAUUAACCGAUUAUACAAAUAGGGCUUAUGCAGAAUAUCCUUAUGAUAUACUUUUACCAAUCGAUUAAUUUUUUUUUAUUGUGUAAUAUAAUUUAAAAUGAAUGAAACAAAAAAUAAAAGUCUGUGUGAUAAGUCUGUUUGAAUUGUGAAAAAAAGUUGUUCGUGUAACAUAUCUUAAAAUAGAACCUUUUAGCUUUAAUUUAUGGAAAUUGUUUGUUACUUUAAUAAAUAAAUUUAAAAUGAUUUUUUUGCAACAACUUCCCAUAUUUAUUGAAUACAUUCAAAUAGAUUUUCUAUAAAGAUUAUUUUUCUCAUAUUUUUGUUUUUCCAACAACUUGUAAUAACAAAAAUUAAGGAAAUUUGUAUCGUCUAUAACUUUAAUGGAACUUAAUAGAGAACAUAAUAUAACAGAACGUAAACAACUUUUGUUUAUAACCUUUUAAACACUGGAAAGAUUAAGGUGUUUCAAGGUUGUUUAUCCAAUUAAACAUAAAAAUGUAAUAAUA